ACAGGUGUAAACGAUUAUAAAGUUUGGCUGGUUUUACGUUUCUUAGGUCGUAAGUGUGGAGUGUAACGCAUUUCUGUAUGCAAUAGGGAAGUAAGAAAGUUAGGUUUCGUCUGUGUGUAGAAAGCUGAUUCAGUGAUUGACAUAAUUGAUGGCUUCUUGGAAUGAGUAGACAGAGAAGUAAAGACAACAGGAAGAUGUCAGAUGGUUAUUUUAACCAUUCUGUUGACAUUUGCAAAUUGAAAACUACAGAUUUUUCUGUUGCUUCUAGUAUAGUCACAUAACAGGAACAAGAAUGUCAGGAAAUAAUCAACUUCCUCCUGGAAACCUUGGAAACCAGCCAAGAAACAACAACAAUAACAAUCCUAAUAUUGGUCAAAAUAUGAGGGAUCGUCUCUUCCAUGCACUCUUUGUUCGAGUUGCUUUAGUGUAUGCCAGAGCUUUUCCUCCACCAGUUAGAAAACUAUUUGAAUACAUGGUUUUGGCUAAGGCUCUGAUGUCAUUGUUCAUUCUUGCAUAUAUCCAUACCGCAUUUAUUCGUACACCAAUUAGUUGUUUGGACCAUCUUCAUAAUGACUGGCCUCGUGAUGGUAUUUUACGUGUUGAAAUUUUACAUCAUGUUGAGAGAAGGGAAGACCCUUAUACUCUUGAAACCCCAAAAGAGGAAGAGCAGAUUUCACAAGAAAGGUACGAAAAUACAGAAUAUCUUCCUGAAAACUUAACCAGUCAAUCUACAGUUUCUCUGACUGCAACUUUAGAAUCUUCAGGAAAAGAGGUUGGUAACAGUAAUAGCCUUCUUCAAGAAAAAGCAGAUGACAGUUUUAAAGAAGCUGUUAUUCAAGAGAAGAGAACAGAUAUCAAAAUGGGAGAUACUCUACUGAAUGAUGGGAAGGUUGAAUCAAGCAGUGAGCUCUCAUCAUUUUUAAAUUUGAGUUAUAUGGAAAAGGAAUUCCUUCCAAAACCUCAUGAGGGAUAUCCACAUCCUUUAAAAGACUCUCUGUCUGAGUUGGAGAUGUUGACAAAAACCGUUUGGCCACAAGAUGAAUAUGCAGUAGAGUAUUCACUUGAGUAUGGUUUUCUACGGUUGUCAGCCAGUACAAGACAGAAGCUAAACAUUCCUGUCAAAAUUGUCACACUGGACCCUCACAAAGAUACUUGUUUUGGUGACUGGUUCAGUAGGUUCUUGUUGGAUGAGUUUUUGGGGUAUGAUGAUGUAUUAAUGGCCAGCUUGAAGAAUUUGGCAGAAAAAGAAGAAAAUAAAGGUUUGCUUAAUAUUACAAAGUGGUUAGACUGA
Molecule: messenger RNA, 1291 nt
Organism: Limulus polyphemus (Atlantic horseshoe crab)
Lineage: Eukaryota; Metazoa; Arthropoda; Merostomata; Xiphosura; Limulidae
Product: membralin-like
Exons: 5
Coding region: 293-1291 (332 amino acids)
Biological process (GO): positive regulation of ERAD pathway; response to endoplasmic reticulum stress
Cellular component (GO): endoplasmic reticulum
Source: RefSeq, a predicted model, not a curated record